CCUUCAAACGUCGCGGCAGGCGAACGUAAUUCAAAAGCAACGAACAAAUCCGCGCUCCAAAACACAGACACCGCGUCGAUGAUGCGUUCGUGCCGCUGCUAGUUAGUGUAAAAAUCCAACCACCGACAAUGGCCAUUCCAGCUUCGAGAGUGUUAAUAAACGACCUGGAAAGCAAAGACGAACUGUAUACAGUGUUGCUGGAAGAGUUGCGUAAAAGUGGAAUCAAAUAUCGCAAGGAAAAAAAUUCCAAAGCGUCCCAGGAUAAAGCGAAAUCGAAAAGAAUCUUCAAAACGCCUUUGCAUGCGCUAGAGCUAACCGAUGUGCUGCUUGCUAGCGGCGGCAUAGUGCAGAUACCGCUGUUUGUGUCGAACGCUUGUCAGUUGAUACUGGAAAAUGUAGACACGGAAGGGCUCUUUCGGAAGGCCGGUUCCAACAAACGCCAGCAACAGAUCAAAGCGGGUUUGGAGUCCGGCAUUCCGUUGGGCAAAUCGCAUCACGUCAUCGACGUCGCUAACAUCAUCAAGACGUUCUUUCGCGAUCUGCCCGAAGCGCUGCUACCAUGCGGAAACGUGCAGGAAGCUCUGAUCCGGUGUCUAAUCGGUGGUGGCAACGACGACAAAGUGCACAAGCUCAUGAUGACCUGUUUGCUUUUGCCACCGCUGACGCUCAACACGCUAGCCUACUUCAUGCAGUUUCUGCAUACGGUGUCGAUGCAUGCCGAUAAGAACAAGAUGACGACGGAAAACUUGGCCCUAAUUUUAACGCCAAGCAUCAUGCCGAUAACGGAAUCGAUUCAGCAGCGAUUUAACAGCCACGUCCGGGUGCUGCAAUUGCUGAUCGAACAUUCCCAGCAGAUUGGACUGAUUCCGGAAGCCAUACUGGGCCAGCUGAAAGACGACAUCGGCAGCAACGCGAGCAUGCUGAUGAGCAAUGUGACGGACAAAAAGAAGAAAAAGCGCCGCAGCGGUUCGCUGACCCGCAUGUUCAAUGGGUUCAAGAAGAUGGUAAGUGCGAUCGGGUCGUCGGAGAAUUUGGACAAAACGGAUGAAAAGUGUGAACAUGAUCCAACUCUAACGAUUGGCACGCCCUGUUUGAGUAAAUCGGCAAAGAAACGAAAGGUAACGGAGGGUAACGCGUUCAGUGCGAAAAAGAAAAAGGAAGUGACCUCCAUGUUGCCGGAUAAUCAUGAUCUACUACCCUGCGCUCCCCUCGUUGUUAAGGAACCGAAAAAAAGCCGAUUAAGUCUCGGAGGUAGUAAGAAACCGAGCAAAGUGGUACAACGUUUGCUGCCGAGCGGGUCAAUACCGUCGAUUGCUGAGGGCAAACCAAUGGAACGGCGUUGGAGCGUAGUUGGUGCACCGUGGGGUCGCAAAAAGCACAACCGCAACAAACCGCCGGAGACGGAUAGCAAAGCAGACGGUGAUUCGGGAGCUAAGACUGAGGAUGAGUUCGAUUCGGAAUCGAGGCGGAAAUCGCUGCUGCUUGCGGGUGGUCGCAUGUCUCCGGUAGUGUCCAUGCCCUGCCUGGUCAGUGUGGACCCACUCUCCACGACGAUGAACAACAUGAACGGCGAGCUGGUAGAGGUGACAGCGGAAGAUGAAGCCGACGGCGAGGACUUCCUCAAGAUCCGGCGCAGCGAGUAUGAAGCGAUCAAAAAGCGGAUGUCGGAUAUUGAGACGAAGUUGUCGAAGGAAUUCACUGCGCUGGUCGGGCGGGAAGACGUGCUGCUGGACAAUGUCGAGGACAAGUAUCGGCAAACGUUGGAGCAGACGGAACCGAUCGAAGCGACCUGCGCCACGACGGAUCAGCUGGCGAAACGACUGAGUCGUGAGCUGAAAAUCCGGCGGAGCGGCGAACAUAAGGUGAUCCGAUCGCCGAGCGCAAGAAAAAUUGGCACCAUUCGUCGACGCAGCCAGGAAGCGGUACGAUUGUCGCGCAACCAAUCGUGGCACAUUGGCAACGGCACGAAAGACUUUUCCGCCGCAGUUGCGAACGGCGCAACGGUGGAUCUAUCGUUCUACACCAAGCCGGGCGGCUUGAGACGUGGCCGUCCGAACACAGUCCAGACUGGCCUGAAGGCCCCUGACUCAUCUACGACGACGUCUACGACCGGCGCAGAUUUGGAGCCGGCUGUGAGGGCGACGGAAAAACAAGCCACCACACCACUUAGGACCAGCUUAACGACCAGUAUGGGAGGAGGAAACUACACGGACGAAGAGAAGGAAGAAAAAUGGGUCAAUGCGGAAAGCUACUUCGAGACGCACAACGUCACCGACGAUAAUGCGUCAAGUGUAAUGGAUACAACGGCCGAAUUUCUCACACCCUGUAAGGUGCUGAUGGAAGAUUACUUUAAGACGCCAGAGCAAACGUCUCGCCGGGCAUCGUUACGAUCCGCUUCAAAGCAGCAGCAGAACGCUUUCUGCACCCCAACACCUUUCGUGACGCGAAUCGACAUCAAUACGCAGGGCAUCAAGACGCCGAUGCUGCCGCCGGUGGUUCCGCCGCGCAUAAAAACACCCGCUCGGACACCGAAACUUCCGCCACGCACGCCGGGCAGCGCGGUACGGCAGCCCGACUCGGCCAGCCUGCUCAAGUCACACAUUACUCCGCUGCAGGAAGCGCAAAGCGGUCGCGCAUCCAUCGCGCGCAUUCGCAGCCAAAAUGCGGGCAUGGUCAUGGCCAAGGCAAAGCUGUUCGAUGGGCUGGUUACGAACUCGGGACACGAUUCCCUAUCCGGAGGUGCACCCGGGAAGCGAACACCGAUCGCCAACCGUCGUCAGAGUGCCAAAUUUCGUUCGGCGACCGUUGCAAUGCCGCUGACCGUUGCCGCGUCCGAAGCGACCGGUGGACUGCCGCGCGAAUCCGGCGUACAUAUUCGCCAGAUACAGAAACUACGGUCAUCCUCGGCACACCAUCACGGCAGCGUACACCGCAGCCCGCGAAAAUCGACCCCCCGAAAGCGGGCGUUCACCAAGUCGACCCACGGCGGUGCGAUAAACCGGCGGGAAAAGCUCCGCCAAGCGACCAAGGGUAGCGGCACGGCCAAUGCACUCGGGUCUGCCGGAGCGACACUGUCCUCCAAGGCGCUACUCAGCUCCCCUCGAAUCGUUCGCCGGCUGCAGGAAAAUAUGCACGAACAUCUUUCUGCCGCGAACGUGAAUGUUGUGUCGCUCUCGCCAAACAUAAAGGGUAACGUAGGGAGUAAACCAGCGCUGGCUUCGCCCAAGAUGACGACACCGCACAUCCGCAAGCAAUUGCUGCGCAACUCACCCAGACGCAUCCUGGCAGCGACGCCAGGUCGGGACAAUCGAAUGCCACACGGCGGCGAGCGAUUUCAAACGCCUCUGAAGGCAACCCCACUAUCCCGUCUAGCGAUCUGUACCGCGCCCGGGUUCGAGAACAGUCCCGACCGAACGCCCCAUACCCGAGCGGCCAAUGUUCGUUGAUGGGGAAGGAAAGGUGUCACACUGUACCAGAUUUUUAAAAAAAUAUCGUUCUAUUAGUGCCAGCGUCAUUUUAAUUUCAUGUAUUAGUUAGCGAGUUUUAAAAAAAGGGUUCAACGUAUUUGCGCGCCGAACCCUGUAAAAAGAGUGCGAUUUUAUUGCGAACAAAAUAUACAUAUUUUAACACGAGA
This is a messenger RNA of Anopheles gambiae (African malaria mosquito), 3634 nucleotides long. RefSeq lists its product as uncharacterized. Gene Ontology annotation, biological process: signal transduction. Lineage: Eukaryota; Metazoa; Arthropoda; Insecta; Diptera; Culicidae. Bases 129 to 3446 code for a protein of 1105 amino acids. The transcript is spliced from 5 exons. The record is from RefSeq and is a predicted model, not a curated record.